AUGGUUGUCCUCGCUGCUUCAAUUUGUACCAAGGGUGGCAAGGCCGUACUGUCUCGUCAGUUUCGAGACAUGACUCGCGCCCGAAUUGAAUCCUUGCUUGCGUCUUUCCCGAAGCUAGUGCCAACGAACACGCAACAUACAACUGUCGAGACGGCGGACGUCCGAUUCGUGUAUCAACCUCUGGAGGAUCUCUACAUCCUUCUGAUCACGAACAAAGCAUCCAAUAUCCUACAGGAUAACGAAACCCUGCAUCUCUUCGCUCGCGUCGUUUCCGAUAUGUGUCGCGGCGCAAUCGACGAGCGGGAAAUUUCUCGAAAUGCAUUUGAGCUUCUCGGCGCCUUCGACGAGAUUGUUAGCUUUGGGUACAGAGAGCAGGUCAACUUGAUGCAGGUCAAGAGUGUAUUGGAGAUGGAGAGUCACGAAGAAAAGAUCCAAGAGAUCAUUGCUCGAAACAAAGAAGCCGAAGCCAAGGAGGAACUCAAAAGACGCGCCAAGCAGCUCGAGAUGCAACGCCGCGAGCAACAACGACGUGCUGCGGGGUCAAGUUCUGGAGGCAGCGGUUACAUGGGUGGAGGAAUUACUGGUUAUUCCCCUGUCCCGCAAGCUGCGCCCGAACCUAUUCGUGCUACUCCUUCCCCUUCGACAACGCAAACCACAACGCGUGCUCCUGCCUUCCGGGGUUCGGGCAUGAAACUGGGCAGUAAGAAGACAAAACAAGCCGAACUCAUCGAUGCUCUCGGAGGUGAGGCCCUUGCCACAACGCCCUUGCUCGCAGAAGCGUCUGUGCCCCAGUCUCCUUCAGUCUCUGCUCCCCCUGAACCUAAGAACGAGCGUGGAAGCCUUCCGGAGGUUGAACAUGAAAGUAUUCACAUUGCCAUUAAGGAACAGAUCUCACUAUCUUUACUUCGUGACGGCGGUGUCGAGUCCAUGGAGAUCAAGGGAGACAUGAACCUACAUAUCACAGACCCGGACGUCGCGCAUCUUCGUCUUACUCUCGCCCCUCCCCAAGCCGAUGGUAUCCCUGCCAGUGCCAUCCAAUUCAAACAACACCCCAACGUUGCUAAAUUCACUCCUGGUCAAGACCGCGUGAUCGCGCUCAAGGACCCAUCAAGAGCAUUCCCUGUUAAUCAGAGUCUGGCCGUCCUCAAAUGGCGAUAUGCUGGUACCGACGAGAGCAACGUACCUCUGUCUAUCAACUGCUGGCCGUCGCCGUCAAACGACGGGACAUGCGAAGUUAACAUUGAGUACGAACUAGAGAACCAGAAAGCCGAGCUCUACGACGUGGUUAUUUCCAUCCCCCUGCCUGCUGGAUCCUAUCCCAGUGUUUCUUCGCACUCCGGAUCGUGGUCGCUCGACCCAGACUCCCACUCCCUUGCUUGGUCAAUUCCCUACGUCUCCGCCGGCGAACCGUCUGGCUCACUCACGUUUACUGUCGGCGGCGAUGACGCCGGGGCAUUCUUCCCGGUCGAAGUGACGUUCGUCGGGAAGGGCAGUUUAGCUGGCGUUGGUGUGGCCAGCGUCAGCAAGAUUGGUGAUGAUGAACCCCCGUCAUACUCCGUGGAUUCCAUGGUACUAGUUGACCAAUAUCUAGUCGUAUAA
This is a messenger RNA of Pleurotus ostreatus (oyster mushroom), 1599 nucleotides long. RefSeq lists its product as uncharacterized. Gene Ontology annotation, cellular component: cytosol; COPI vesicle coat. Lineage: Eukaryota; Fungi; Basidiomycota; Agaricomycetes; Agaricales; Pleurotaceae. The record is from RefSeq and is a predicted model, not a curated record. Gene Ontology annotation, biological process: endoplasmic reticulum to Golgi vesicle-mediated transport; retrograde vesicle-mediated transport, Golgi to endoplasmic reticulum; Golgi localization. Bases 1 to 1599 code for a protein of 532 amino acids. The transcript has 7 exons.